Messenger RNA from Podospora anserina S mat+, 453 nucleotides. RefSeq lists its product as uncharacterized. The record is from RefSeq and is a predicted model, not a curated record. The coding region runs from base 1 to 453 and encodes 150 amino acids. Gene Ontology annotation, biological process: translation; maturation of SSU-rRNA from tricistronic rRNA transcript (SSU-rRNA, 5.8S rRNA, LSU-rRNA); ribosomal small subunit assembly. Gene Ontology annotation, molecular function: structural constituent of ribosome; mRNA 5'-UTR binding; small ribosomal subunit rRNA binding. NCBI's taxonomy places the organism in Eukaryota, Fungi, Ascomycota, Sordariomycetes, Sordariales, Podosporaceae. The transcript is spliced from 4 exons. Gene Ontology annotation, cellular component: ribosome; cytosolic small ribosomal subunit.
AUGCCCCCCAAGAAGGUCGCCCGUCCUGCCCAGGAGAACAUCUCCCUCGGCCCCCAGGUUCGCGAGGGUGAACUUGUCUUUGGCGUUGCGAGAAUCUUCGCCUCGUUCAACGACACCUUCGUCCACGUCACCGAUCUGAGUGGCCGCGAAACCAUCUGCCGUGUUACCGGUGGUAUGAAGGUCAAGGCCGAUCGUGAUGAGUCCUCUCCCUACGCUGCCAUGUUGGCUGCUCAGGACGUUGCGGCCCGCUGCAAGGAGCUCGGCAUCACUGCCCUCCACAUCAAGAUCCGUGCCACUGGUGGUAACGGUACCAAGACUCCCGGCCCCGGUGCCCAGUCCGCUCUCCGUGCCCUUGCCCGCUCCGGCAUGAAGAUCGGCCGCAUUGAGGACGUUACCCCCACUCCCUCCGACUCUACUCGCCGCAAGGGUGGUCGCCGUGGUCGCCGUCUCUAA